UAUGAGAACAAAUUAAUUGAAGACUUUCUACAAUCGAGAAUGAACAGUGAUACGUACAUUUGGAAGUGUGCCGAAGCAAGCGUAUCUCGCUUAGAUGCUUUUAUACUAUUAACGGGAGGUGAACUCAGUGACGAUGUGAUCGAUGCAUUUGUUAUUCGGCUUUGUAACAAGAUUGAAACAAGUGAUAGUUAUGAUCGAAAGAUACAUGUCACAAGACCUUGGCUUGCACAAGCAUUUCUAGAAGGAAAUCUUGAAAUGGUGGCAAAACGAAUGAAGGAAAAUGUUUCUCAGCAGAAGUUCUUGGAGUGUGAAAGAAUUCUGAUCCCGAUUGUCAGCUCCGGACAUUGGCACCUGGUAGAGUUAGUGAGAGAGGAGACAAAAUUCUAUCACUACUCCUCAAUCAACUCCCCCAUUUAUACCGCCGAUGCUGUGAAAUUUAUAAAUAAGUUUAUGAGUUUCAUUGAGAGUAAUUGGGGAUUGGGGAAAUUGGAGCAUCAUGGUCUUGUGUCAGUUGCCGUGCCACAACAAGGACCAACGUUAGAUUGCGGGAUCUUUAUGAUUGAAUUCAUUAACAGCAUUGUCGAAAAACGGUCGAUAACAAUUUCAAAAGGAGAUUGUGCAAAAUAUAGAGCAAGGUUUUGUGCUGCUCUUUUGUAUGCACGCGAUUCACCUUUUUUGUAAAUAUUAUUUUAAUUUUCUCCAAGGUUUUUGUUGUGUAUUCAAUGUUGUAAGUAUGUUCAUGUUGUUAAUA
Messenger RNA from Asparagus officinalis (garden asparagus), 751 nucleotides. RefSeq lists its product as uncharacterized. Bases 40 to 681 code for a protein of 213 amino acids. The record is from RefSeq and is a predicted model, not a curated record. The transcript has 5 exons. Gene Ontology annotation, biological process: proteolysis. Lineage: Eukaryota; Viridiplantae; Streptophyta; Magnoliopsida; Asparagales; Asparagaceae. Gene Ontology annotation, molecular function: deNEDDylase activity; cysteine-type peptidase activity.